Molecule: messenger RNA, 2967 nt
Organism: Gigantopelta aegis
Lineage: Eukaryota; Metazoa; Mollusca; Gastropoda; Neomphalida; Peltospiridae
Product: serine-rich adhesin for platelets-like
Exons: 9
Coding region: 186-2864 (892 amino acids)
Source: RefSeq, a predicted model, not a curated record
UUUCUCGUUCCAGUCAGUGCUCCACAACUGGUGCAACAAAUACCGUGUACCGACAAAUCAGAAAGUGGAAUAGACGGGACUGCGACUUGAUUUACUGUCUUGCAACCUCAUACGGAUUAUACCUCAGGCCUGCUUAGCUCAUAGAUCAACUGGAUGCGACUCCCAACAACAGUUAUGAAUUAAGCAUGUUUCAACUGGGGAAAACAAUACCUCUGCUCUUGUUAAUAGCCAGCAGGACGUCACCGAUACAGCUGGGCCAUGAGCUGACACAGUACACGUCAAAGUUGACGUGGAAUGACGCGGCAUGUGUGUGUCGCAUGACCGGCAGACACCUGAUGAUGAUGAAAACCAGUUCUGACCGAACCGUCAUCGAAUACCUCAUCAAUAAACCCCCGUGGAACACCUUAUUAUCAACCGAAUUGUGGCUAGGUCUAUAUGACGCUGGUCACGGACAACCCCCGGUGCUUUAUACGUGGCACGACGGCCACACGCUGGGGACGUUCGCCCCCUGGUACAUCUACUACUCCCCCAUUGAACCGAACAACCAACGACACGACUUCUGCGUGUUGGCGGACUACACUACACCCAGCACUCAGAAAACACCUCGCCUGUGGUGGAAGAGCAACAACUGUGCCGAGAUGCACUCGUUUGUGUGUGAACGGACAAUUGAUUGCUGGAUGGAAACCACUAAAGGCGCAACACUUGUAGUGUGGAACACGACGUCGACUACAACGAUAACAACACACAGGAAUGGUGUUACUGUUGCAAUGUGUGAGAACUUCUGUCUCAACGCCGAAAAGGAUGGGUAUCGCUGCUGGGCGGUCACCUUUGAAUCCGAAACAGGUUUUUGCCAAGCUUAUUUAUCGGAAAAUCGCUUUGCCGUCAAAGAAAAGAAUCACAGCAAAAAAUCUAGAAAGACUGGUUCACUGCUUAUGUUGCUGAAGUGCUUUGACGUUUCUUUAAACACGUCGUUAAUUAUUUUCGACGAUUUGUCAACUGUUCCAAAGCCAGACUGUGUAAAUGCAACAACACUGCCAUUGACAACUACUACUUUUUCUACAUCGCAAACGUCCGUUUUGACUACAGCAACAACGACGACGGCAGCAGCGACAGAACCGUCACCAUCAAAUAUACCCGUGACUUCGGACGAAACACAAACUGGUAACUUGCUCACUAGUUCAGACGGGAACAUAGUCUUAACGAGUGUUUCGCCACAACCAUCAAGCGACACGCCACAACCCACUGACUCGCCACAGCCCAGUGGUUCGCCACAGUUCAGUGACAAAUCAGUUUCAAGUGCCUCGCCACAAGUCAGUACUACGUCUCAGUUAAAUGGCACUGGUGUCACCACUAAGUCUUUAACAACCUCUAGUACAUCUGGAGGUACAGCAAACUCAAAAGAUACUAACCAGGCAUCAUCGGGAGGAACAUUACCGGUGACGAAUAAACCUUUACCCAUAGACGAUUGGGUUACAGAGGCACCUACAGCAACUUCAACUGAAACCGUGUCGUCUGCAUCAGAAUUCGGAAGUCAUGUUACGGCAGUGGAUCAAAUCACAUCUGAAAGUACAUUCACAACACAGGCAACAUCAAAUGGACAAACAACAACUACAUCAAACGUUGAUGGCACCCCUCUGUCGAACGAUAAGUCUGGAGCGGGAAAUAGUGACCCAUCUAAAAAUGGUGGCACGUCUACGUUAACAUCUACCACAAAAUCGAUAUUAAAAAAUCAAGACAUGACUGUGGACCCUGAUGAUGAAGCACAAAGUCCAUCGUCGAAGACGUCACUGACGUCAACAUCAUCUUCGAACCUAAACAACAGUACCAUGAAUGCAUCAACGGGCGCAUCGCCUUUGUCGACAUCAUCAGUGGACGUUAAUAGUAGUGUCUUGGGUGGAUCGGCAACAGAGGCAUCAACAGUGACAACAGAAUCUACUAAGCAAAAAUCGACGUUAACCACACCAGUAGACAAUUUUACAUCUGAUGAUAAUUCAACUCAAGCAUCUAAUGGUAAUUCAACUCAACAAAUUGUGGAUUCUGCGAACAGAACCACCGAAAUAACGACAUCGACAACAGACGUUGUAACUUCUAAUACGACAUCUGUAACAUCACAUUCGUCGACAGUUCCAGCGGCGAGCAGCACAGAUGGGUCAACCAAGUGUCAGUGCGUGUGUGUGGUCAAUAAGACGCGAGAACAACAACAGGACUACGUCAAGCAGAUCGUCCAGAAACUGGUCGUAUUCAGGAACGCUACGUCUGCUUUCAAACGGAAAUUCACGACCGCUUCCGAUCCCAGGACCUCGGCAGCGGCCGUCGGUGGCAUUGGUAUCGCCAUUCUCAUUAUCUUCUUGUUGGUGUUUGUCGUUUUAGACUUGCAGAAAUUCGCCGACAUAGUCAUCGGAAUAUUCAAAACUGACCACGGAAAGGGUAAAGAGGCGGUUCCUGACCUAAUUAGUACCAGUGAGAUACACACGGGCAAUUAUCAAAGAGAGAAACCCUUCGAUCGCCAAGGCGAGAAACCCUUGAGUCACCAAAGUGAGAAACCCUUGAAUCAUCGAAGAGAAACACCCGUGAAUCCGCCAUUACGGCGACCAAGCAUUGCUCAAAUUCCACCAGCAGGUGCUUUGCCCGUUUCGAAUCCAAUACGAGGAGGUAUUCUGCCGCCGUUACAGAGAUUAACUUCGAAAUCAGAAAUAGAACAACCAAAACCGAAGCCUCGCGCUAAAUUUAGAGUUAUCAACAGACAGGGUCCAAACGUUAACUUUGCCAGGUUGAGAGGACCAAGUGAAAUUCCCGAUAUUAUUUUACAAAGACAUUCGCAAGCGAAAACCAGCAAACACAAUACUGUGGGGCCAGCCCCAUAGUUAAUGAUCAUAUAAUUUAGUGCUUUAGUAUUGCACAUAAGUAAUUGGAACAUUUGAAUACAUGUAUAUACUUUAGUAACUACAUUUCAAUUAAAGAGACUAU